Tympanuchus pallidicinctus (lesser prairie-chicken) is the source of this 3389-nucleotide messenger RNA. It is a transcript of the gene DUSP7, whose product is annotated as dual specificity phosphatase 7. The coding region runs from base 131 to 1279 and encodes 382 amino acids. The transcript is spliced from 3 exons. Gene Ontology annotation, biological process: negative regulation of MAPK cascade; protein dephosphorylation. Lineage: Eukaryota; Metazoa; Chordata; Aves; Galliformes; Phasianidae. Gene Ontology annotation, cellular component: cytosol; cytoplasm. Gene Ontology annotation, molecular function: protein tyrosine/threonine phosphatase activity; MAP kinase tyrosine/serine/threonine phosphatase activity. The record is from RefSeq and is a predicted model, not a curated record.
GCGCCGCGUAGGGCAGAGCGGGGCCGCUGUGCUCCGGGCCGCAGGCAGCGCGUACGCACGGCCGCGCGGAGCCCGGCACGGCGAGCCGCCGCGGCGGAAGGGAGCGGGGGGAGGGCUGCUGCCGAGCCCCAUGAAAACGCAGGUCUGGGGAAGCUCCCCGCGGGCGCCCAUGGCUGCGGCGAUGCCGUGCAAGAGCGCCGAGUGGCUGCAGGAGGAGCUGGAGUCGGGCGGCGGCCGUUCGCUGUUGCUGCUCGACUGCCGCUCGCACGAGCUGUUCGAGAGCUCGCACAUCGAGACGGCCAUCAAUCUGGCCAUCCCCGGCCUGAUGCUCCGCCGCCUCAAGAAGGGCAACCUGCCCAUCCGCUCGAUUAUUCCCAACCACGAGGACAAGGAGCGCUUCGUCAAGCGCUGCAAGGCCGACACCGUAUUGCUUUACGACGAGGCCACCGCCGACUGGCAGGACGCCGGGGCCGCCGGCUCCGUGCUGGGGCUGCUGCUCCAGAAGCUGCGCGACGACGGCUGCAAAGCCUACUACCUGAAAGGUGGCUUUAACAAGUUUCAGACUGAAUAUUCAGAGCACUGCGAGACAAACCUUGACAGCUCCUCACCCAGCAACUCUCCCCCGGUGUCUGUCCUUGGCCUGGGAGGGCUGCGGAUAAGCUCUGACUGCUCAGAUGGUGAAUCUGACCGGGAACCCAGCAGCGCGACAGAGUCAGAUGGGAGCCCCAUCCCCAGCAAUCAGCCUGCCUUUCCAGUCCAGAUCCUUCCAUACCUGUAUCUGGGCUGUGCCAAAGAUUCUACCAACUUGGACAUCCUGGGCAAAUAUGGCAUUAAAUACAUCCUAAAUGUGACUCCCAACCUGCCAAACAUGUUUGAGCACGACGGAGAGUUCAAGUACAAGCAGAUCCCCAUCUCAGAUCACUGGAGCCAGAACCUUUCUCAGUUCUUUCCUGAGGCCAUUGCUUUUAUUGAUGAGGCCCGUUCCAAGAAGUGUGGGAUCCUUGUUCACUGCCUCGCGGGCAUCAGCCGGUCCGUAACGGUCACCGUCGCCUACUUGAUGCAGAAACUCAACUUGUCCCUUAAUGAUGCCUAUGACUUUGUGAAAAGGAAAAAAUCCAACAUCUCCCCAAAUUUUAACUUCAUGGGCCAGCUGCUGGACUUUGAGAGGACUCUGGGACUCAACAGCCCUUGCGACAACCGCUCACCCAGUGAACAGCUCUACUUUACCACCCCCACCAACCACAACCUGUUUCAGCUGAACACGCUGGAGUCCACAUGAAGAAGGCGCCAUCUGGUUGGAAACUUGGGCAUCAAAUUGCUUCUCUUGAGCAUUUCAACUCUUACAAAAAUCUGUCUCGCCAGGCAGCUCUGGAAGGACUAGCUUCUCUGGGCAGAGGUGCCACGUUGCUGCUUUAAGAAGGCUAAUGCCAUUCAUUAGUAUUCCAAUGAAAGUGGUUUGAAUAGGUAGCCUUUUUUACAGGGCUUAUCUAACACGGGCGAUGUUAAAGCAUUUUGAAUGCAGCUGUUACCAGCAAUAACUCCUUUCCUGGGUGCAUUGGGACCGUCAGAGCACGUACACGUGUGAAGAGCUUACCAGGGGUUGGCUUGCUGUGGAAAGUGAGGAGAUUUAUGCACUUGGAAACCUUGAACAAAAAGUGUUGGGCCAAGACUGUUUUAAAACCCAAGUUUACUUUUUAGAUUUAAAGAAAAAAAAAAAAAUAGAUCUUACUCAAGCUUUGGGUUCAAACUCUUUUUAAAUAUGUAAGUUCCUGACUGUUUGUACAGACGAUGUUGCAAAACCGAUAUUUUAUUCUGUUUCUUGUUUGAUCAUUAUUUUUUUAAUCAAAUGUUUAUAUUGACCAAAUGCAUUUUGCACACUUUGUGAAGCCUUGGUAUGUCCUGGCAUAUUACUGGGUACUCCAUAGAGAGAUACAUGCUGCUGCUGUUGUUGUUAGCAUCUGGUAGGAAGCUUUGUGAUGUGUGGAAGGCCAAUUGGGCUUAAGCGCAACCCCCUUCACCACUCCUGCAUUUGCAAUCACAAACUCUGCACUGAUUCAGCCAAGGUGACUAAGCUGCAAGCUUGUUUUAAUGCCACCCCUGCCAAAACACUGCUAUUGCCCAGAGAGAAAACUCUUUGUAGCCUCCAGAGUUGGUAGAAGCAUGUCUGAGCCCAGCUUCGUUUUCUGCUGCCUGUUGACUGACUUAAAGUCAUCCAGCUGGCCUGAAAUCAUUCCAGCUUCCUGAGAACAGAAAGGAGACGUGAUGUUGGCAUUCCUGGUGCACGGUUGAGUCUUUCUCACAUGUGCACGUGUUUGGGGCUUGGAUGACAUGGCUUGAGCCUGGGGCAGAGCGAGGGUUGCACAGCAGAAUGGGACUGAAUGGGCACACAUUCGGUGUGCGAGAGGAGUGGGGAGAUGUGGAAGUGAUGAUGAGAGUGUCGUAACAGAAUUUUAUAUAUAUAUAUAUAUAUAUAUAUAUACACACAUGAAUAUAUAUAUUAACUGGCAAAUUCUGAGAUGACUGGAGCUUUCAACAGAGGUUCUGAUUUUUUAUUUUUUUCUUCCUCUUUCAAAUAACUUUAUGCUGUGCCUUCUAUUCUGAGAAGACUUGUUUAUAUUUUUGGCUAGUGUUUGGCAAACACCUUAAACCGAGCCGGGAGGGGGAGGAAGUGGUAAUAAUCUCUGGGAGGAGAGCAGAACGGAUUUGGAGAUUUCUUUAUUGGCUGCAAUGUAGUCCUUCCUUUCUCCCCCCCUCCCUGGCCACUUUAACUCUCAUGUAACUGAAAAAAAAGCCACGGAUUUUUUUCUAAGUAUCCAAUUUUUUUGUACAUUUUUUCAAGAAAAAUAAAAAUAAUUAAAAAAAAAAAACCCUCCAUCUGGAGGAAUGUUUGAUGCUGUCACAUCCUGAAAAAGUUCUUUUUGUUAAAGAUGUUAUCAGAAUGUUGGAAUGAGCUUCUUUUCUUGUUUUCUGUUUUGUUUUUUGUUGGUUUUUUUUUUUUUUUUUGCCUGUUCAUUAGGUUUUGUUAAUAACAACGUUGGGAUCAUGGGUCAUUAGGGGAGAGCAUGAGUGUAAGUACGGUUGCGAGUGAGCAAACUGAGAAUAUCUGAAUGUCAUCUUACCUCAUCGAGGAAUUUACUUUUUCAGGGAUUUUUUGACAGUGCAUCUGUAUUGCAUUACAGCUGAGCUGGUUUGUAAAGGCUUCCUGUGCUGUUAGCUGUCUUUCUUCUUUAAAAGAAAAAAAAGAAUCUUCUGAGUAGUAUAAAUGGAGCUUGUUAGUGAGGAAUGGUUCUGCCUUCUGAGUUAUGAAGGAAAACUAGUGACCCUAUAUAUACUGAUCCAAUAUUGGGACUUUGUUUAUAUUACAAAUAAAUAUUAUUUUUUCUUUAAAA